UAUAAAAAUUUCAGAUGGAAGUGGAAGAUAAAAAAGUGAUUUUGAAAGAUGCAUCAUUUAACGGAAUGAACGGAAACGGAAACAUUGAGUUUAAAGACGAACCCUUGGACAUCAAAAGUGAAAUUAGUGCCCUUAACGGUGAUAUGAAACCUCUCGAUAUUGAAAUGGAUUUCAAAGAAGAACCCAUUGAUGUUAAAAGUGAUUUUACUCAAAUAAUUUCACUGGCCGACGGGACGGAUAUCAGACUGGAUCUCUUGGAGGAACACCCCCAGAAACCCGUCCUGACCAAGGUUCUCCGUAGGGAGGAGAUACAGGACGCCCUUGAUCAAUCACUAGAUCCUAAUGAUGAGGAUUAUCAAGAGAGCGAGGAUGGAUCGGAGGAUGAAGAUAUUUCAGGGGAGGAGGCGAGUAAGAGACCAAGAUUAGAUGAGGAUGAUGGUAAUUUAAGAAAAUCCGGAAGAGAGAGAAAAAUACCGAAAAAGUUCGACACCCCACCUCAAACCAACAAAAGAUCGCACAAGAAGAAAGAUGUGACGGAAGAAUCGGAUGAGGACGAGUCCGAUACCAAGAAGCGAAAACGAGGUCGAGAGAAAAAUCCUCCAAAGCCGAAACCGGUCGCAAAACCCUCAAAUGAUGCAUCACCUAAGAAGGCAGUUCGAAAGAAGAAGAAACAGAUUGAUAAAAAGAAGAACGAAGAUGACUCGGACGGAAGCGCGGAUGAGAUUGUCUCUAAAUCCUUCAAAAAGCGAUUAAAACAAAAAUCCAAGGAUUCUGAAUUGAAUAAAUCUGGUCGAAUUAUGGAGAGGAAAAGAGUCAAGUACCAAGAGGAAGACGAAGAACAUAGUUCAGAUCUAAGGAGUGAUCUUGAAGAAAUGGAUUAUAUUCCUGCUUCUCUGGUGCCAGAGGAAGAAGUUGAUACCAUAGACUUUGUUCUAGAUCAUAGAAUAGGUAAGGUUGGAGCUACUGGAGAGUGUACUAUGCACUGGACAGUAAAGAUAAAUGGAGACCCUAACCUCACCUUGGAGACAGAGGAGACGGAGCAGCAGUUCCUCAUCAAGUGGAAGGGUUGGUCACACAUCAACAACACAUGGGAGACCGAGGAAACCAUUGGUGCUCGACGGAAGGGAAACCAGGAUGUGAAGGGAUUAAGAAAGCUUCACAACUAUCAGAAUAAGUUGGCAGAAUUUAAUACUUGGAAGAAAAGAGCCAGCCCUGAAGACGUGGAAUACCAAGAAAUUGAAAUAGAACUUGGCCGUCAGACUCUGGCUACCUAUGCUGAGGCGGAGAGAGUAUUCUCCGUGAGGCGGAACGAGGGCGGAGGAAAGGAUUAUUAUAUAAAAUGGCGGAAUCUGUCGUACUGCGAGGCUACUUGGGAGGACGAGUUUAAUGUUACUAAUUACUAUCAGGAUCAAUUAAAGGCGUUUGAAGAGAGAACAAAAAGCAAGAAUUUCCCAAAGGAUUACAAUGACUCCAUGAAGUCGGUAGGAAAUAUAUGUAUUUUCAUGUUUUGUAGAUUGCGUGAUUAUCAGCUGGAGGGGUUGAACUUCAUGGUGAACGCCUGGGCGAAGGACAACAGUGUGAUCCUGGCUGAUGAGAUGGGGUUGGGCAAAACUAUUCAGACAAUCUGCUUUCUCAAGUAUUUGUGGCACAACUUCCCGUUCAAGGGUCCUAUGUUGGUGUGCGUCCCCCUGUCCACCAUGGCGGCCUGGCAAAAGGAGUUCGAGCAGUGGGGCCCCGAGCUCAACACCAUCACGUAUAACGGGAACACCGCCAGUAGGGCCAUCAUCAGGGAGUACGAGUGCUUCAGCAAGAACGGGCAGAUCAUCUUCAACGUGUUGCUGACGAACUACGAGAUGGUUGUGAAGGAUCGACAGCAUUUUAGUGAGAUAGAAUGGAGUAAUAUUGUGAUAGAUGAGGCACACAGGCUCAAGAGUGAGGAUAGUUUACUCUACAAGGUUCUCAAGGAUAUUGGGUCAAAACAUAGGCUCCUCCUUACAGGAACCCCUCUACAGAACUCUCUAAAGGAACUCUGGUGUCUACUCAGCUACAUCAAACCUCCAGAUCUUCAGGCUUGGGAUGAGUUCCGGCUGAACUACGGUACAGAUCAGGACAAAGAAAAUGGUUACAAUAAACUUCACACACUUCUCAAGCCUUACAUCAUCCGGCGGUUAAAGAAGGAUGUAGAGAAAUCACUUCCCGGCAAGGUUGAGCAAAUUCUCCGGGUUGAUAUGACAGUACGACAGAAGAGACUAUACAGACUAGUUCUCACCAAAAACUUUGAUGCUCUGGCAAAAGGGAAAAAUCAGGUGAGUCUGUUGAACAUCUUGAUGCAGCUGAGGAAGACCUGUAACCACGCUGAUCUGAUCCAAGAGCAAGACGAGAACCCGAACACAUCAUCGGCGGACCGACUGCAGCAGCUGAUUUAUGGAUCCGGUAAACUGGUUCUGCUGGACAAACUUCUCACCAGGUUCCGGGAGAAGGGAGACAGGGUUCUCAUCUUCUCUCAGAUGGUUAAACUACUGGACAUCCUGGAGGAGUAUCUCAACCUGAAAAGAUAUCCGUUCCAACGCCUGGACGGAUCUGUUCCGGCCGAGCGCAGAAAACAAAGUAUUGCCGCGUUUAAUGCCAAGAAUUCUAUGGAUUUCUGUUUUCUUCUCUCUACCAAGGCUGGUGGUCUGGGAAUUAAUCUGCAGACUGCAAACAGAGUCGUCAUAUUCGACAGCGACUUUAACCCUCAGAACGAUCUCCAGGCCAUUGCCAGAGCUCAUAGGAUCGGGCAGAAGGAGGAAGUCAAGAUUUUCAGGUCCGUAUUCUCUUACGGUUCCAGCCUUAAGGACAGGCAAGGGAAGAUCCAGCCUUUUAACAAGGACGAGCUCAACCUUAUCCUCAAGUUCGGAGCUCAGGAUCUGUUUAAGGAGGAGGAGGGAGAUCAGGAGAAGGACGUGAACCUGGACGCUAUCCUUGAGAGCGCUGAGAUGAGGGAGGAGGAGGAGGCUCCCAUCAGUAAAGCGAACAAGGAGCUCCUCAACGCAUUCAAGUGUACAACCCUGCAGUUCGAGGAGACAGAGAAGGAUUAUGAGAUGGAAGAUGCUCGUGGUGAUAUUGACUGGAAUGACAUUAUCCCUGCUGAAAUGGUGGAGAUGCAUAAAGUGAAGAAGGGGGUUGAAGCAUACAGUGAUCCAGAGGAGCUAUUCAAUCCUAUAGCACACAGGAGAAAGAAAAGGCAGAAGAAGAAGGUAGCUGUUGAUCAUUCUAUUGCUAGCACAGAGGGUAGUAGGGCUAACAGCGACCAGGAGGACUCAGAUAUCAGUAUUCAUAGCGACAGUGAUAUGAGCGACGGCGAGAAGGAAAUUAGGAAUAAACUGAGGUUAAUGGAACGGGGUAAACCUGAUCGAACUGAGAUGAAAGCAACCUAUAGUAAGAAGAAGUUUAUCUGUCUUGUCUGUAGUAAACGGUAUGUGGACGGAUCUGCUCUAAGAAACCAUAUGUCUGGUUACCACAACAUUAUAGACUACAAGGUCGUCCCCGAGAACAGGAUCUCCGGGGUCACGGACAAGGAGGUCCUGGAAAAGAGGAAAAGGGGGGUCAAGGCUAUGAACACCAGAUGUUUCAAGUGCAACAAAAGUUUCCAACAAAGAAUCGGGUAUAAAAACCAUCUGAGAAAACGGCACGACGGGAUAGAGCCCCCGGAGAACAGGGAUCCAGCCAACCUGGCGAGGCCUGAUGACCGAAUUGAUUGUCUGAUCUGUGAUAAAAAGUUUACCUCUGUCCUUGGAUUAAAACUGCACAUCAACCGACUCCAUCUCGGACUCCAGGCAGAUAACGAAGAGGAGGAGGAUGAGGAUGAGGAUGAAGACGGAGAAAACAAAACUCCGAAGCCUAAAACUGACAGUGAAGAUCUGUGCGAGGAAGACCGUCGCUUGAUUGAGCGGAUGUACUAUCGCAUGCGGAAGUAUGCUUGCAAGUUCUGUCCAGCUCGCUUUAACGACAAGAUGAAGUUUGCCAUGCACGAAGCUGUGCACGCACAGUCAAAGAAACCAGUGAUGUGUCCUUACUGUGAGAAAUCUUAUUCCCGUCGCGACAAGCUUCGCGAGCAUAUUGGGCGGUCUCAUCUUGGUAUGCCGAUGCCGGAGCCGAUACCGCGAAGAAAUGAAAUUGUUGGACUCAUAUCUCGUGAUAUGGAAUCUCCAGAACCUAUUCGAACCAAGUACACUAUAGAUGAUUAUGUCAUGGUUGAGGGAAGGUAUAAAUGCCCAGAGUGUUCCACUCUGUUCCUAUCCUUUUCUGGAGUUGAGCUCCAUGUGAGAGAGGAACAUACAGAGAAAGGGUUCAAGUGUCAGAUAUGCAUGAUGGCCUAUAUCGACAAGAAAGGGUUGUAUCAGCAUAUGUUCAGAAAGCAUCCUAAGCAACCAAUGGGGAUGCCCAUUGAAAACCCGUUUGUCAUGUCCAGUUUGAAUAAAGCACCUACUUACUCAUCACCUGAAACUCCUGAAAAGGAUUCUAACAUUCAACCAAUCAGAUUAGCGGACGGAACUCUUAAAUGUCCUCUUUGUCCCAAGACCUACUCUUCUCAGGGUGGGUUUUGGAUUCACAAAAAAAAUCAUCACGGCCCCGGUGCUGUCACUUCUGCUGGUCCCAACUCUCAGCCAUUCUCAGAUUUAAAGAAGAAAUUCUGGUGUGAGGUAUGUGGGAAAUAUUAUUCAAGCUACACCAGUUUGUAUAUUCACAGGAAGAACUUGCAUCCUAUGGAGUCCCCUCGUCCAGGGGCAACUUUCACUCGUGUCAUCACAGAUAAUGUGCCCAUGGUGAUACCACCCAAAUCCACACCCCUGGUGGUAAAUGUGGGUGGUGGAAGUAUGCACACGUGUUUAAAGUGCCGCGGAGAAUUCCCUUCUUUGAAACUUCUCGCGCUUCACAUAGAGGAGGUGCAUCAGGGAACCCAGAGCUCUGGGGAAGAGGGGACAUCCUCUGGUUCUAAACUGAUUGAUUGUCCGUAUUGUAUAAGUGCCUAUCCAAGGCGGGACAAAUUAAACGUUCACAUCAAGAAAACUCAUCCUGGGCGUCCUAUACUCAGGUCGGAAAUUUCACCGGUCAAAAUCCUACCAAAGCCAGAUACUAAUGGGGAUAUGGCAACCGUUACCCCUGUUACUCCGACCAUGGACGGCUCCUUCAUUAAGAAGAACAAGUACAAGGAGAAAUGCUUCAAGUGUACCCAUUGCGGUAAAGGAUAUGUCAGUGUUCAACGGUUGAAAGCGCACAUUGAAACCCGACACAUGAAAUCUAAUGACCCGUUCCCAGACGUUGAGCCCAACACUGAUAUUGUGGUGCGAAACAAUCGUAGCCCCAUCGGCUACGAUAUUUACAAGGUGCUCUGCGUCUACGCCUCUGGUUUCAAACUAAAAUGUGCCAAAUUCCAGUUCGAUGGAACCGAUUCCUGGGUUCUCACGGAGAUGAUCGACAAGAAUGUAUCUAAGCGAGAUAUUAUCAUGAUACUCACCACACUCCGGCGUAUAGCUGAGAGAAGGUAUAAGAUGGAUCCUAAUGAGUAUCUCCGUCUUCUCCAGUGUGUCAGCAGUGCUGCAUUAAACCAAGAGAACUCAAUGAACUCUAGUGCUAGCGGGGCUCCAGAAGAUGAAGAGAAUGGAUCCCAACUCCAGGACCCUCUGGCGAUUACAAAUGGGACUAAAACAGAUGAUGCUGGGGAUGAGGAUGAGGAUGAAGAUGAGGAUGAGGAUGAAGAUGAGAUUGAGGAUGAUUUGGAGGAUGAGGAAGAAGAGAAGUAUAUUGCCAGAGCAGUAGCUACAGCUAAGUAUGCUGCUGCUGCUGCCGAGGAUGAUGAUGAUGAAGAUGAUGACGAUGACGAGGAUGAGGAUGGUGAAGAAGAAGAUGAAGAGGAUGAAGAGGAUGAUGACGAGGAAGAGGAUGAGGAUGAUAUACCAAUGCAGUUUAAUCCUCAAACCGCCAACACCCCAUUAAAUGGUGGUGCCCAUCCUUAAUCCUAUUUUGAAAACAAAUUCUAAACCCUGAAUUACUAAUCCUAAUAAUAUUCUGUACGCCAUACUAUGCUCAUUUGGACUCAAGUUAUACAUAAUAUAAAUCAGUUAAAACGAGUAAAUUGUGUAAAGAACAAAUACGCCUUAAUCUUGUAGUUUAUUAAGAUCUACGAUUAUGAAUUCGUGUAAAUUAGAAUUAAUCUGUAAUCUCGCCUUAAUCCUUUAAAAAUCAAUUGCUUUAAAAAUAAUACAUUUUCCAGCAAUUUAUGCAAAAUAUAAGGAAUCUAUGCAAAUCAGUUACCAGAAUUUCAUAUUAAAAGCAUGCAAAAUUGUUCCGGGUUUUAGAUGUAAUCUAUUUCUGAACUAACCCAAUAGCAGAUUAAUUAUUUGAUCAGCUAGAAGUAUUUAGCUUGUUAGCUAUCAUUGGCAUCACAAGUAUAAUCAAUUAUUAGAUAAAUUUUCUAAAGCUGUGGUAAUUCCUACGAUAUCCGAUUUAAGUUUUAAACAUGAAACAUACAAAAAUUUCCUCUUUUGCCUUGUACUUCAAACAUAUUUUUCAUGUACGAUCAACAAGAGUAGUGCUAAUUUAAUUUUGUACAUCUGUACACCGCAUGUGAUAUCGUACAGACAGCUGUAAUGUUCAGUAUUGACUUAAACCAAAAUAGAUCUUGUAUAUAAUCCUUUUUUCAGAAAUAUACUGGAAAUUACAA
Eurytemora carolleeae is the source of this 6703-nucleotide messenger RNA. RefSeq lists its product as uncharacterized. The coding region runs from base 15 to 5996 and encodes 1993 amino acids. Gene Ontology annotation, molecular function: ATP hydrolysis activity; DNA binding; chromatin binding. Gene Ontology annotation, cellular component: nucleus; chromatin. Gene Ontology annotation, biological process: regulation of transcription by RNA polymerase II; nucleosome organization. The transcript is spliced from 22 exons. The record is from RefSeq and is a predicted model, not a curated record. NCBI's taxonomy places the organism in Eukaryota, Metazoa, Arthropoda, Copepoda, Calanoida, Temoridae.